Messenger RNA from Dimorphilus gyrociliatus, 2048 nucleotides. Lineage: Eukaryota; Metazoa; Annelida; Polychaeta; Dinophilidae. The record is from the annotation of a GenBank genome assembly.
GCUGUUGUUUCCGGUGGCCAUGUUGAUUUUGUUAUAAAAUAAUAUUUUUGUUAGGAAACUGCAACAGAUGUCGUAGCUCAAAUAAUCGGAUACAAUCAACGCUUUUUAUCAACACUCAACUUAUAAUAUACAAGAUGCCGUUCGCUUUUCUUGGACAAACAAUACCCGUACCUAGUUUGAGAACUUACACAGUGAUAUCAAUCAGUUUAAUAGCUUUGGCAAUGUAUUAUUCGUAUGAUACAGCUAUUGAGUUCAGAGACUCUAUAGAGAAAAAGGCUAACAAAAGUAUAAGUCCCUCGGACUUACCGUUUGUCAAUCAGAGAUGGCCCAUUGAUAAAUCCAAAAAUACCAGUGAUUUAUCCGGUGAAGAGAAGUCUCUUGAAGAUGACGGAAAAGAUUUAAACAAUACAGGUAUUGUUUUAAAAGGAGAAAGUCUAUCCGUAGACAUGGCUCUUGUACUACUCCAGGAAGGAUGGUGCACUAUAAUUGUCAUUAACAUGUGUUAUUGUAUGUUACUAUUGCUUGGAAAGUGUUUACAAGUGGUUUUUUUUGGUAAACUGCGUGUGAGUGAAAGGCAACAGAUAAAGGAGAAGGUUAUGAAUUUCAUUUUCUACAAAUUCAUUUUUGUCUUUGGGGUACUUAACGUACAAAGAGCUGAAGACGUCGUCUUGUGGAUAGUAUGGUUUUCUGUUCUUCUCUUCUUAACAGUAUUCUGCCUCCUUUGCCGGGAGCGUUUUGACUAUUUAGCAUCAUCGCCAACAACCCGGCUAAGGCUACAUCUAAAAGUGUUAUUAUUGUUGUCAUGUAUAUUUCUUCUAUCUCUCUCUAUGAUUUAUGCUGCCUAUUAUCUAGGCUCAGCAACGGACUGGAAUACUUUAGCAUUUUUAGCGGCAGAAGCUUUAUUAUUAUUUUGCAAGUGUACGUUAGGUUUAGUAAAAUAUGGUAUUCACCUGUAUGACACAUUUGGAGCCAGUGUUUGGGAAAGACGUCAUUCAGCUAAUUAUUACGCCGACUUUAUCUUAGAAAUGGCAUACUCACUCAUAGAUUUCCUUCACCACUUUCAUAUGCUUUUCUGGGGAAACGUCUUUUUAUCUAUGGCCUCUCUCGUAAUAUUUAUGCAAAUCCGAUAUCUAUUUAGUGAGAUUCUUAGAAGAUGGAAUCGGCAUAGCAAUUACAUGAGAGUUGUCAGAAGUAUAGACUCUAAAUUCCCAAUCGUUACUGAUAUUGAUGAAUCAGAUUGUCAAUGCGCUAUAUGUUGGGACAAAAUGGAAUCUGCUCGUAAACUACCUUGUAAGCAUCUUUUCCAUAGAACAUGUUUGGGAUUAUGGCUAGAGCAGGAUACCUCUUGUCCAACAUGUAGACUGUCAAUCAUUGACGAAUCGGCAAGAAACAAUACUAAUGCAGCUCCAGAAGUUGCUGGUAGUAGACUUUUCUCUUUCGACUUUAUGAAUUCUGGAGCCAACCACGCAUUUCGAUUUGAUGGGUCAAGAUAUAUUAGCUGGCUUCCAAGUUUGUCGGUAGAAGUUACUCACACUCAUAUGAGAGGACCAGUUUUGCGAAGAGGAAAUGUGAAUAGACCUAGAUACAGCUCGCAUUUACAAAAUAUGGCAAGACAAGUCAUGACUAUAUUUCCAGAUUCUGAUAUUAAUGCAGUUCUGGAAGAUUUGAGCGAAACUCAUUCGAUGGAGACAACUGUCGGUAAUAUUGUGGAAGGUCGAUUAAGAAUGAACUCAUCAAGCCCCGAAGAAGAACAUCUUGAACAGACAAUGCUUACUGAAGAAUCUGAAGACAAACCAUCCGAUACUGUAAACGAUACUGUCGAAGUCAGCGAACCAGUUGACCAACAGGUACCCAGUACAAGUCUAUAUAGCGAACCAAAAGUGGAGACACCAACUUGCGGUCAUCGAUUUUCCAAAUCUGCUAGUGAAAGACAAGAAAUUUUAAGACGUAAUAAAAUGGUUAUGCUAGAAAAGGCUAGAAGAAACUACAUGCAGAAACUGGGACAAAGAGUUUCAACCAGUACGGAGGGAUUAAUUAAACGCAAAUGA